AUGUCCAAAACCCGAGGAAUUAACGAUUUUGAUCGCUCAAAGUUCAACUCUCCCUCGAGCGAUGACUGCCAGUGUCCGGACACUCCGACCUCCUCGAAACGCCUCGAGAGACCCCCCCACCGGAUAAACACGAGAGAAUGCAGAAGUAAAAGAAAUGUUGAUCCUAAGAAAGUGAACAGAAGUCCCUCGAGUGGCUAUGAAAAACCGGGGAUUGAAAGGAGGUACACAAGGAGAGAAACUGCAGCAUCUCCAGUUGUUAAAGUCACGAGUGUAGAAGUAAUAAAAAGUUGGUCGAGAGACUGUCGUCUAUGGGGGAAAGAUAAAGAGAAAUUGGUGAGAGAUUCCUCAUCAAACAGAUCGUCCUCCUCCGGCAGUCCGAGCCCUCGAAAUCCCCUCCAAAGAACCAAAAUCCAGAAUCCCCCCCCAAGAUCCAAAUCCCAGAAUGAAAAACUUAAAAAAUCCGACGCUGACUCCUGCAGCUGCUGUGACUGUAUCGAUUACCUGAGAGCUGAAAGAUUAAAACUCCUCCGAGAUUCAAAGAGGCACUCCAAAUCCCGAGGCACUUUCACCCCUCACCCCGGCACGUGCCGUCCCCAAGGCUCCCCAACUCAAAAGUUGUGCAGUAUGCUAAAGACUCGAGAAGCGAAACGUAUCAGCGGCUGCACCUGCAUAAACGACGAUUGGAAUCCCAGUUGCUCCAUUGACUGCAGAUGUCCCGAGAGUCCGAUUGACAUAUCCGGUAGAACAUAUUCAAAGGCAUCGAAAAAAUCCACAUUGACGAAUGACAACGCAAAAGGUCCUGACGAGGACCAUCAGGCCGAAAGCUCCUGCUCCUGCUCAUCUCCAGAUCAAUCCCCCUCUCCCAAACUGAACCUCCGGGAUCUCCGGCCGACGGUGGCAGCCCCCGGCGACUGGAGGAAAUACGGCGAACACUUGAAAAAAUUCAGCGAUGAGUACAGACUCCUAUCAUCCCAUCUGAAAUCAAUCCGUCGGGAGCUUGAGGCAGCGAAAAAACCCGGAGAGACCUUUCGCAAAAGGAUAACCCGACGCUAUCCGAACAAGGAGUUCUCCUUUGAAGUUCGAUCCACGGGGGACAACUCGCACAGAAAGAACACGUCGACCUGUUUGGAACCGGAGAGGAUCGAUCGUUCGUGCCAAUGUCCGAAUCCUCAGGACCUUCCGAAAGCAAUCACAGCAAUGCAACCAAAAUUUCGGAGACCAGAUCUUUCGGAUCCUCUUUGCAGCUGUCAGAAGGCAGCAAUGCGACCAAAAUUCUUGGAUUCACCUGAGGGAUCGAAUCAUAAAAAUCACCGGAGACAAGAGGGUGGGAAAAGCAAGGUCUUCGCCUGCAAGACAUCCCGCUGUGAUUGUAAACCAGAAGCGAAAGCCAAAGCGAAAUCCGUAGCUGAAGAUUUGGAUAAAAUCGGAGAUGAUAAUGACAAAUUUGACCAGAAAAAAUUGAGAAGGAGCAGACAGAAGAGACGAAUCAGGCGGCACGACUUCUCCCUCCCGAGGAUUGUGCCGGUGAAUAGGGACGGCAGGAGUCGGGAUGAGAACAGAAUGAUGAUCUAUCCUCCGAAGGACCAGGUGGGCUGUCCUCUGACCCUCUACAAGAGCGGAUCCUUCGUCAACUGCUCUGUCGAGCAAGUUGACGACGUUGGGUUCAAGUACGAUGUCUCUUAUAUUCAGAGAUACGUCAGUCGACCUUGGCAGCCCGGAGAAUAUUCCGAACCGGACGUCAAGUCGGACUACCUCAGCACCGACGAUUACGGCUGA
Messenger RNA from Diachasma alloeum, 1776 nucleotides. RefSeq lists its product as uncharacterized. Bases 1 to 1776 code for a protein of 591 amino acids. The transcript is spliced from 2 exons. Lineage: Eukaryota; Metazoa; Arthropoda; Insecta; Hymenoptera; Braconidae. The record is from RefSeq and is a predicted model, not a curated record.